CAGUUGGUUAGAGCUCGACAACUGUCUCUCUGUAGCUCAGUUGGUUAGAGCUCGACAACUGUCUCUCUGUAGCUCAGUUGGUUAGAGCGCUGCACCGGAAUCGCAGGUUCAAUUCCUGCCAGAGGGGCGAUAGUUGCAUUUUCUCCAACUGCUCCUGGUUAAGUCCAAUGAAUGUAUAAAAAUUCCAUUCAAAAUUGCCAUCCGACAAAUCCCUUCAAUUAAAUAUUAUGCCGCAUUUUUUCAGGGCAUACCACGCACAACAUGGCUGUAAUUUCACGAGUGUCAUUCCCACAAAUGUGUUUGGACCUUAUGAUAAUUUUAACCUUGAAGAUGGACAUGUUAUUCCUGGACUCAUUAACAAGAUUUAUCACGCAAAAAGUAAGAGAUUUAAAGUUUGUUCGUUCGCUGCAACCAGGUAUAUCAAUCAUGUUUCGCUCGCUACUCUGGUUUAAAUAAAUGAUUACAAAGCCCAGUCGAAUUGUAAUCAAGACCCAACGUUUCGACACUCCAGUCUAGUGUCUUCAUCAGGGGUGAUUUAAAACUGCGAUCGUGGCUUCUUAAAUACCCAAGGGAUGACGUCAAGAUAUAUUUCGUACCUUUGUAGUAUUCCGCUUAAGAGGCAAUUUUUUUCAUUGUCGCCUAUUUGCGAUGAAAAGUGCUCAAAACCUAAAAUCUUCUUGGCGUUCCUCGCAAAAUUACUUUGUUUUAGCUUUAUUUUGUAGUUUACACAGUUAUAGCAACCUUUUUAAAUGUAUCUGGUUAUAUAUCUGGUGGUUGAAAAACACAAAAUAAUAGUUAAAUAUUGUCAAUUUAGAUAUAAUUACCACUGAUGCUGUAAAAUUGACGCCAUAUUUAUACAGCAAUAUAAGCAAAACUUACUGAACUUCAGACAUAAUUUUCUCUUUGGCGUACCAUCUAAAAUCUCUUCAUUUCAGCAUUAUUUUACAGAUAAAGCACUAAACAUACUUUUUAAGCUUGUUUGGCGCUUGGAAAACGUAUAAAAAUUUAAAUUGUAACAUACAAACGAUUCUCCUCUUAACUGUUAUAAUUUAACCUUGAUCCUUACACUUUCUUAAGAAGAUGCAUGGGCAGUUUGUUUGGUUAACCCAUUGAGUGGCGGCACUCUCCACUUGACAAGUAAAAUCGUCUGGCGUUAGACAGAAUAAAAUAGUCUGGCGUUAGACAGAGUAAAAUACUAAAAGUAGGGCGCAUCGGGGUGCUUUCCAACGGGUUAAACAUGAUCCUAAACAUGAAAUGUAUAUCAUAUUCUUAGAAGAAGGAAAACCAUUCGAAGUUUGGGGAACGGGAAAACCAAGACGACAGUUUAUCUAUUCAUUGGUACAGUAUACCAGCUACGUUCAGUUCAUACAUACUAUUUUAUACUGAUCAAUGUAAACUUUGACAAAGUUAAGAUGGCUUAAAUUUAAAUAUGUAAACAUGUUGAGCUUAUGAUUUUUCUGUGUUGGUGUAAUGUACUCAGGUGAAUAUGAUACUUGUGAUGUUACUCUGAGUGUAUAUCCACACCGGGCAUUAGCUUGAAAAAUAUGCCUGACCACGGUGGGAAUCGAACCUACGACCUUUGGAAUACUAGCCCAAUGCUAUAUGAUGCUUGUGAUGUUACUCUGAGUGUAUAUCCACACCGGGCAAGCUUGAAAAAUAUGCCUGACCACGGUGGGAAUCGAACCUACGACCUUUGGAAUACUAACCCAAUGCUAGUAUUCCAAAGCUUGCCCGGUGUGGAUAUACACUCAGAGUAACAUCACAAGCAUCCUAUUCACCUGAGUACAUUACACCAACACAGAAAAAUCAUUACUGAUUAUUAGAUUACAUUGAUAUCGAAGGAACUAGAUUCUGUUCCGAAAUAUCACAUACUCGAACCGAUCUGACCGCGUAGCUCAGUUGGCAGAGCAUUGGGCUAGUAUUCCAAAGGUCGUAGGUUCGAUUCCCACCGUGGUCAGGCAUAUUUUUCAAGCUUUCCCGGUGUGGAUAUACACUCAGAGUAACAUCAUAAGCAUCAUGUUGAGGUUGUUAUACAGCCAUAUUUUCAAAUAUACUGUACUUUAACAAGCAAAUCUACUGUGCAGUCAAGCAUACGUGAUAAAAAGCCGAUAUAUACUUUAUAAACAAAAGAUGCAGAUUCGGCCAUCUCAAAUAAUGGUAAUGUUAAGCCCUGGGCAAACUAGGAAACAUUGUUGCGGAAACAUUUGUGAUUCUCGAUGUUUCCUCAAAUGUUUCAAUGUUUGCCCACCCGUGGAAACAUUGUUGCGGAAACAAAAUUUGCUUCCCGGGAAGCAAAAAUGUUUCCUACCGAAAUCAGAAACAUUUGAUGUUUCCUUAUGUUUCUCACUAAUGUUUCCUAGUGUUUGCCCACUCUGGGAAACAUGGCGAAACAUUGGUAGGAAACAAUGUUUCCGCAACAAUGUUUCAGCAACGUUUCCUAGUUUGCCCAGGGCUUUAGGCUAGUAUAGCGUUGCAGAGGAGACUCAGGAGAGGUGCGACCAUCUCGUCCGACCAUUCUAAGAUUUCUAAGAAGCAAGCAAAUUGUUUUCCAGGACUUGGCGAGACUGAUGAUCUGGGUUUUGCGAGAGUAUAAUGAGACCUCGCCGAUCAUUCUGUCUGUUGGCGAGGAAGAUGAAGUGUCUAUUAAGGAAGCUGUCGAGAUGAUAGUGGAAGCUAUGGAGUUCAAAGGAGAACUAACUGUAUCCUUGAAGAAAUCAGUUAUAGUCAUACUGAGCUAUAUACCAGCAGACCACAGGAGAACAGGGGCGGUUCUACCGUGGGAGGGGCACCCCAACUAGUAGUAUCUAGCACGCCCUAGAGAAGUCCAGCCCCACCCAAAAAAAAUCUGCUUGACCAUACAUUUUCUAGUUUUCGAAUAGCGAUUAGCGGAACUUCUACUGUUAGCAUGCGUCGAUUUGUUGAAACUAUUUAAUUGAUUUGUGAGCUCACGAGAAAAUACUCGGAAUGCUUUAGUUAAGUAUCAUGUUUAAAUAUGUAAACAUGUCGAGGUUGGUAUACAGCCAUAAUCAAACAUACUGUACUUUAACAGGCAAAUUUACUGUACUGUGCUAACUGUCCAGUCACGCAUACGUGAUAAAAAGCCGAUAUAAACUUUAUAAACAAAAGAUAAGGUAAAACGUAACAGAACGGCGAACAUGCAGAUUCGGGCAUCUCAAAUAAUGGUAAUGUUGGUAAGGCUCCCCCAUGCACCACCCCAUGCACCACGCCAGAUCCGCCCCUGUAGGAAAUACCAUUCAUAAUAGGCAUUCCUCAAAACAAACAAGCAUAUACCAUGUAAGUAAUGUAUAUAGUAAAUUAUGUCAAACUGAUUGAGACCUUGACAUGUGUGCCAGUAUGAUACAACCAAGUCUGAUGGGCAAUUCAAGAAGACAGCAAGCAAUGCAAAAUUAAGAAAGUACAGACCUGAUUUUAAAUUCACUGAUAUUAAACAAGGUAUACGUUUCUGGUGAUGAUCGCUGAUCUAACUUGUGUAAUUCAUUUUACGCUAGAGUUGAUUAAGCUACCUUCUUUGUACUGCUUUGUCCUGUAGACCAAGUAUACUACUUAACAAUUAUUCGUCGAAGGCGAGGUGAUUAUCGGUGAAUAAAAACAGAGACGAAGUCGAGAUUUUUAUUCACGAUAAUCACCGAGCCUGAGGUGAAUAAUUGUUUUAGUAUAAUGGAUGAUUCUAGCUUUUGACUAAAUUUUGAUCUAGGCAAGAAAAACAAAAUCCAUUACCACAGCUAGAAAGAGCAUGUUAAAAUUAGUAAAAUUGCAACGUUUGGUUGCGAAAUGUUGUAAAAUGAAGAAAAUAUAGCCCUGCGAAAUUUGCAAAUUUUGUAUUAAUUUGUAUUGCGCGCGGGAAAAUGCACCACUUUCCGCCCAAAUGUGGUGCAUUUUCCCAUGCGUAAUACAAACUAAUGCAAAAUUUGCAAAUUUCGCAAGGCUGUAUUUUCCGCAUUUUACAGCCAAAUUUCGCAACCAAACUUUGCAAUUUUACUAAUUUUAACAUGCUCUUUCUAGCUGUGGUGAUGGAUUUUGUUCUUCUUGCCUAGAUCAAAAUUCAGUCCAUAGCUGGAAUUAUUUCAUAGGUGAUUAUUUGGAAAAAAACAUUCAUUUCAUAGGUGAUUAUUUGGGAAUAUUUCUUCGCCAUUUCGAAAAUCGUUUAGGUUAUUAUCACGUUACAAUCACCUCAACGGCAACCAAUCAGCGUGGAGAAUAUGCAAUAAUCACCUUUAUUAUAUAAACAUAAGUGUUAUAUAGAGUUUUUGGCCACUGAGAAAAAUCGUAUUUAAACACACGUAAAAAAUGCGAUAUUUUUACGUGUGAAAAUAUCAUUUGUUGUAAAACGCAUUGCCACGGACGUUUUAUUGUUUUUUUCUGAAUUAUGCGCCUGUUCAACACAAGAAAUAAAUCUGGUAUUUCCGCGCAUCCAUGUAUUAUUCUCUAUAUAUGUAAUUAUACUAAAUGAUAUUAAGCCCGGUUUACAUGCACUAUCAAAUAAAAUACUUUUUCUCUUUUGUAGCUUUGCGUGAAACUUGCCAAUGGUUUGAAGCAAACUACGAGACCGUAAGAAAAUGAACGCUUGCCAUUUAAAUAUUUAAGCAUAUCUUUUCAACUGAUAGUAUAUUAUUCGGCAUAAUUAUUGGUGGCAUUUGGGUCAAUCAAAAUAGAUAUUUUCCACGAUUUGACAAUAUCACGCGUAAACAAAGGAAUAUGCAUUAAAUUAUUUUAAGAUCCUACUCUAGACUAGCAACUUGUCGUAAAAAUAUGAAUUAAUAUUAAAACAAAACCUUUUAAUCUUGGUAGCUUUUUAAGCUUUAUUUUACAUCAUUUCAAAAGCAGUUUAGCAUAGACGUUUGCAAAUUAUAUAUACUAUUCUAUAUGUAUUAUUUCCUCUCUCUGGGAAUAACCUCAGAAUAUUUCCCUUAUUGCGUGCAACAUGCUUAAUAUUUUUCUGGCCAGAAUAUAUAUAGCAGUCUUUAAACGCCGAACAGAAAAGUUCUAAAGUCAGAUAUGCAGGAUCUAGUGUUAAUUUUUCAUCCAGGAAGCUGUUUUACUUGUGGCGACAAAGUUUUGUGCGAUGUUCACUAUUUUUAAAUACUUUGCAUGGGACUCCAAUGGUUUGUUAGACAAAUGAUAACUACAGAUGGCUUACUCGCAUAUCCAGAACAAAAAUAUGAAUGUUGGCAUCAAUAACUAAGGAGAUUAUUGUUCACACAACGUGCUAACCUGUGACGUCACGGCUCAUCUGCUACGUCAUACUCCUCCUCAGCCUCUUCAGUUUUUUUCUCGGUUUUGGCUGCAGCAUCCUUGGCGUUGGGUACCCAGAGUCCAGAAUCAACACACUUCUUGAGAUGAGAACGUGCUUCUUCUUCGGGUAGCUCCGCCAACACUUUCUGAAGCAUGGGAAUGUCUUUCUUCUCAAAACAUUCUUGAAGAGCCUGAAACGAUACAAUUUAGCAUUUCAUUCAAAAAUGC
This is a messenger RNA of Paramuricea clavata, 5481 nucleotides long. Lineage: Eukaryota; Metazoa; Cnidaria; Anthozoa; Malacalcyonacea; Plexauridae. The record is from the annotation of a GenBank genome assembly.